AUGUUCCCUUCGGCCAUUGACGGCGAUCUUCUUGAACUCGUCCAUCUGUCGUACGGCUUACGUCUUGUUGAUGACGCUAAGCAUCUUCAGGCGGGUGAUGUUUUCAAGAUUGAGACACACAUUGUCUCCGUUAUCAACAGCAAUGCCGGCAAGACUGUGCGAGUUAAAUGCUUCGCUAUCAGAGGCAGAAAGCCCGUAAUCGAGGUUGUGUCUACUUUCCUCUACCAUAGUAACUACUCCGAAUACGACAACACAUUCGAAUUUUUCGAUACUCUGGAUUACUCCAUAGAGCUGGCGACCGAAGCUGACGUAUUGCAGUCGGUUUUUUGGAUGGCACCUCCGUCUUUCCAUGUUUCUAUGCAGUAG
Sparassis crispa is the source of this 366-nucleotide messenger RNA. RefSeq lists its product as hypothetical. The record is from RefSeq and is a predicted model, not a curated record. The coding region runs from base 1 to 366 and encodes 121 amino acids. NCBI's taxonomy places the organism in Eukaryota, Fungi, Basidiomycota, Agaricomycetes, Polyporales, Sparassidaceae. Gene Ontology annotation, cellular component: fatty acid synthase complex. The transcript has a single exon. Gene Ontology annotation, biological process: long-chain fatty acid biosynthetic process.